AUGUACACUCUUCUGGUUGCAGCUCUUUUACUGGCCAUAAUCGCUCUCUUAUUCGUUGUGGCACCCUACAUCUACAGGAGGCGUUGUACAUCGAAAUUUAUUAAAACCAUUUGCUGCCAAGGCCCAAAGUACUCAGUGGAUAAUGAUGCAGCGAAUGCUUGUGAAGCUGAGCCCAAUACCGCUAAAGCUAAACCAAAACGUCUGCACUCACUGGACACUUUCCGAGGGUUCGCCCUGACGGUGAUGGUUUUUGUGAACUAUGGUGGAGGAGGCUACUGGUUCUUUCAACAUGCCCCAUGGAAUGGUCUAACUGUGGCAGAUCUUGUCAUGCCAUGGUUUGUGUUCCUUAUCGGGGCUUCAGUGGUGUUGGCUUUCAAAUCCAUCCUGAGGAAAGGAGUUAGCCGCGGAGAGCUUCUGCGUAAAAUCACCCGGAGAACAGUCGUCCAACUGAUGCUCGGCUUCUGCUUCAUCAACUACUCUCCAAGGGACGGACCACUGUCCUGGUCCUGGCUGAGGAUCCCUGGAGUGCUACAGCGUCUUGGCUUCACCUACUUUGUUCUGUCUCUCUUGCAGACUUUCUGGGGCCAGAAAGAAAUCCCACUGAGAGCGCAUCACUGGUGGAACCCUGUCCAGGAUGUGGUCCUUUAUUGGCCACAGUGGCUGAUUAUCAUCCUCCUAGAGACUUUGUGGCUCUGCAUCACAUUUCUCAUGCCUGUACCCAACUGCCCCACAGGGUAUUUGGGAGCUGGUGGAAUCGGUGAUAACGGUCUUUACCCAAACUGCACUGGAGGCGCAGCAGGGUACGUCGACAGAUGGAUGUUUGGUGAUAACAUGUAUCGAUACCCCACAUGCAAAGAAAUGUAUCACACCACACAACCUUUUGACCCAGAGGGGCUUCUGGGUACAAUCAACUCCAUUGUCAUGGGAUUCUUGGGGAUGCAGGCUGGGAGAAUUAUCAUUUUCUACAAGGGGGCGAACCUCCACAUCCUCUGUCGAUUCCUAGUGUGGGCCAUCAUUCUGGGAAUCUCUGCAGCCAUCCUUUCUAAGUGCACACGAGACGGAGGAUUUAUACCUGUCAAUAAAAACCUUUGGUCGCUGUCCUAUGUGAUGUGUAUGGGCUGUUUCUCCUUCCUGCUGCUGGGAGGCAUGUACUUUAUCACUGAUGUGAAGGGCUGGUGGGCUGGACAGCCCUUCAUAUACCCAGGGAUGAACUCCAUCUUUGUAUAUGUUGGCCACUCUCUACUGGGUUUCUACUUUCCGUUCAGUUGGGAAAUGCGCUUCCAGGAGAGCCACUGGGAGUGGCUCUUCCAGAGUCUGUGGGGGACAGCUCUGUGGGUGCUCAUUGCUUACAUGCUGUACAGGAAAAACUUCUUCCUCAAAAUAUAA
This is a messenger RNA of Larimichthys crocea (large yellow croaker), 1386 nucleotides long. Its product is annotated as heparan-alpha-glucosaminide N-acetyltransferase. NCBI's taxonomy places the organism in Eukaryota, Metazoa, Chordata, Actinopteri, Sciaenidae. The transcript has 15 exons. The record is from RefSeq and is a predicted model, not a curated record. The coding region runs from base 1 to 1386 and encodes 461 amino acids.